Molecule: messenger RNA, 331 nt
Organism: Tuber melanosporum (Perigord truffle)
Lineage: Eukaryota; Fungi; Ascomycota; Pezizomycetes; Pezizales; Tuberaceae
Exons: 3
Coding region: 1-246 (81 amino acids)
Source: RefSeq, a predicted model, not a curated record
AUGGAAGAGUUGGCGAAGCUUUAUGGGAAGACGUACCACCUUUGGCAGGUGGAUCGCGGGGAUGAGGUGCCGUUGGGCGCGCCCAUGCUCAUGGGCAGCUUCUUGAAGGAGACGAAGGGGGUUGAGAUGCUAGGAAGCAUAUUUUCGAGCCGGGGAUUCAUCCGGAUUCGGAUCAAUGGGAUCACAGCAAGCAUCCUUAGGUCGCAUUUUGGCAGUGAUCCAACGAGUGGUCUGGAGUCGCCCUGAGAGAGGGUCUGUUUUUUUCUUCGAAUUCUAUUGCCUCUAUCCACUCUACGUGCUCGAUUUCUUCCGGAGAAUUGAUCGUAUCUCU